AUGCCUCCCGUAAUUAUAUUUAGAAUAUUUCGAUUUGUUCGUGGUUUAUUUUCAUCAUUAUAUUUAAUUUUAACCAUUUUAACAAUUCCGUUAGCUUUUGAUGUUGGUGGUGUUAACUGUGGUUUAGCUUUUAGUUUAACUACUUUAUUUAUAUAUUUUAUAUUAACUACAAUUCGAAUUUUAUUUAGAAGAACAAAAUAUUUCAAAUGGGUUUCAUUAAUUUAUUACUGUCAACAUUUUUUUAUACCCAGUUUAUUAACUUAUUUUUUAAGUUUAAGUCAAAAUAAUUUUAAUGGAGGGUUUUUAAUUAAUGGUUGGAACUUUAUUUUGAUUAAUUCUACUCCAUUCUUCACAAUUUUAGAAGGUUUUUGUUCAUUAUUAUUAAUUCAAGCAAUUGGACAAACUAUAAGUUGGCUUACAAUUUAUAAAAGUGAUUCAUGGUUAAUUAUAUCAUUAAUUGGAAGUGGUUCGGUUAUUACUGGUGCUUUUUAUUUUUUAUAUAGGAUUUAUGUAUUUCCAUUUACGAUUGAAAUGAUUGAUGCUUCAUUAUUAGGUAGUUUAUUAACUAUGACUAUUGGGUUAAGUUUGUUUGGAAUUAUAAGUGGUAAAGGUUCAAUAAUUGAAUCAAGUUUAUUAUUUGCUUAUAUUGUAAGAUGUAUUUAUGAAACAUUUCCAAUAUUAUCAGAAGGUGCUUCACAAUCAUUAGCAAAUUUAUUAACUUUAACUACAAUAAAUUUGAAAAAAGAUUUACCAAAAAUUCCUCCAUCUAUUUUAAAUCCAAUUAGUGAAGUUGUUCCAUUUUUAACUUUAAAUUUACCUCAAAGUUUUAAAGGAAUAUGGGAAUUUUUAAUUAUGUCCAUAAAGAAUUUAACAUUGCCAUUAAUUUUAAAUUUAGCUUAUAGAAUUGGAGUCUUUUAUGCAGCUACAAAAAUUAUACCAUCAUUAUAUCAAUCAUCAAGUACUACAUCAUAUACAAGUUCACCGCCUAAAACUCCACAAUUAAGAUCGAGACAAUCAUCAAGUACAUCUUUAAAGACAACUAAACAACAAACAUCAACUACAUCAUUAAAUAAAAUAAAUGAUGAUAAGACAAAUUUAUCUCAAGAUCAUCAUCAUCAACCCAAAGAAUCUCAAAUUAUAUCAUCACAUCCAAAUUUGAAUAAAUUUAGAUUGAAACCACCACAUCAUCAACCACCUUCAGCUAUUAUACGGCUAAUUUAUGCAUAUUCACCAUGUUUAAUAAUUGCAGUAUAUACUCAUUUAAUGUUGAGUUAUAUUGGUGAAUUAGGAACUGAGUUGAAAAUAUGGCCAUUAAUUAAUUCAAACGGUAAUAAUAAUGGUGUUGAAAUAAUUGUUCAUCCUUGGAAAUUUUGGAAUUGGAUUAAUAUGGUUACCACUUUAGUAUUAUAUGCUGCUGAAUUACUGGGUAAUGAAUCUUCAAGUAAUGGUGGUAAUAGUUUAACAAGUCAUUGGAAAAUUGAGAAUUGA
Messenger RNA from Insectozyma verbasci, 1488 nucleotides. Lineage: Eukaryota; Fungi; Ascomycota; Pichiomycetes; Serinales; Debaryomycetaceae. The record is from the annotation of a GenBank genome assembly.